Messenger RNA from Musca vetustissima, 1659 nucleotides. RefSeq names its product matrix metalloproteinase-2 (gene Mmp2). Gene Ontology annotation, biological process: proteolysis; extracellular matrix organization; collagen catabolic process. Lineage: Eukaryota; Metazoa; Arthropoda; Insecta; Diptera; Muscidae. The transcript is spliced from 5 exons. Gene Ontology annotation, cellular component: extracellular matrix. The coding region runs from base 1 to 1659 and encodes 552 amino acids. The record is from RefSeq and is a predicted model, not a curated record. Gene Ontology annotation, molecular function: metalloendopeptidase activity; zinc ion binding.
AUGUUUCUUUUUCAUUACAGUUUGGUUAACCAAUCUAUGCCCAAUGCUGGUCUGGUGCGUAUGACCCUGCGCAAGGCGUUAAAUGUCUGGCAGAAUAGCUCCAAGCUAACAUUCCGCGAAGUCUAUGAUCCGCAGGCCGAUAUACAAGUGCUGUUUGCCAAACGUGAUCAUGGUGAUGGUUAUAAAUUCGAUGGCCCUGGUCUAGUAUUGGCUCAUGCCUUUUAUCCCGGUGUCGGUCGGGGCGGCGAUGCCCAUUUUGACGAUGAUGAAAAUUGGGUCUAUGAUCCAGCACCGGGAGAUAAUGAUUCAAGUGGUACUGAUUUCCUUGGUGUAGCUGUGCACGAAUUCGGACACUCACUUGGCCUUGGACAUUCAUCCGAUCAAAAUGCCAUUAUGUUCCCCUGGUAUCAAGGUUACACUGCCGAUAGAGAAUUACCCGCCGAUGAUCGUAAUGCCAUACAAGAAUUGUAUGGAGCCAAAGUUAAAGUCCAAUGGGGUGUAUAUCGUGCACCGACACGACCAACAACGACUACAACCACAACAACUACGACGACUACAACACGACCACCAAGAACAUAUUAUCCAGUUCGCAAUUAUCCCAAUUCGAAUCCUUAUCCAUAUUCACCACAACGACCAAAUGAACGUCAUCCCUAUCAUAACUACGACUACCAGCAUCACUCUUAUAAUGGUAAUCGUCAUGAUUCUCGUUAUGAUACACCAAGAAGAGAUUAUCCCGUUUAUACAACAACAACACGUAGACCUUAUCACGUGACAACACCAUCCACAACGACAACAACAGUUCGUCCACGAACUCGCCAUCAUCCGACACAUUCACAUCCACCACAGCGUACACCCACAAAAACGCAUCGUCCAAUGAAACCGCGCAAACCCAAACCAGAUAGUUGUUCUACACAUUAUGAUGCCAUAUCGAUUAUACGUGGCGAAUUGUUCAUAUUCCGAGGACAGUAUCUUUGGCGUAUUGGCGAACGUGGUCUCUAUCCUGGUUAUCCCACCGAAACUAAACGUCUCUGGACAGCUUUACCCUCCAACUUUACUAAAAUUGAUGCUGUCUAUGAAAAUUAUCAGCGACACAUUGUCUUCUUCAUUGGACGUAAAUUCUAUGAAUUCGAUUCGGUGACAUUGAUCAGAGAAAACUACUUAUCUGCCUUGGGACUGCCGGCGACUUUGCCACAUGUUGAUGCUGUCUUUAUAUGGGGUCAUAAUAAUCGUACAUAUCUCUUCAGCGGUACCCUAUAUUGGGCUCUGGAUCGUGAAACUGGACGUGUUGAACUUGAUUAUCCACGUGAUAUGUCCAUAUGGUCGGGUAUCGGCUAUAAUAUUGAUGCUGCCUUCCAAAAUACCAACGGUAAAACCUAUUUCUUCAAGGGACAUUCCUAUUGGGAAUUUGAUGAUAUGCAAAUGCGUGUGGCCCACGCCAAACCCAAAUCAUCGGCCAGAGAUUGGAUGAAAUGUCCGAAGAAUGCAAAUGAAGUUGAUGAAGAACAGCGAACGGCACCGUUAAUAUCAGAAUUUGAACAUCCAGAAGAAAAUGGUACGGCUCAUCAGCAACGGGGGUCUUUGUAUGUGUUGGUUAUUGUAAAUGUUCUCACAUUAAUGUGGUCAACACGAUUAGUGGUACGGAGUUGGUGGUUCUGGUAA